AAAGAAGGCAGAAAUAGAAAACGAUUAAACAGAGGAGGAAAAAGACGAUGGACGAGAUUCCAAGAAUCCUUUUUUGAGAGUUGCAAAGUGUCAACUUGACUACUACCAAAGAAUCAUUUUAAUAUAUUCAUUCAAAUUCUACAUUUACAUUUCCUCUAAAUUUCGUUUUUUUCUUUCUUCUGCAGUCUCCGCUACUUUUCCUCUGAAUGCAUCAAUUCACUGUAACCCUAAAUUCCUCUUCCGCAUUCACUCACUUUUAUCCUUUCCAUGCUCACUCUUUGCAUUCAAUUUUCCCUCAAAACCCUAAACUAAUCUUCCCUCUUUCUCCCGCCAACAACAAUAGGCCUCAAUAUGCCUUCACUUGCAGGGGAAUCCAGCUUUCUAUUUCCAAUCAUUGCUCUACCUCUCUCGGUCCACCGCAAAACGGCCCCUUUUUGCGGAGUUUUGGAGUGAAAAAUAUCGAUGUUGCUACACUCGGUAAUCUCUGUGUCGAUAUUGUUCUUAAUGUUCCCGAAUUGCCCCCUCGCUCACCGGAGGCUCGAAAGGCUUACAUGGAACAGCUAUCAGCUUCCCCGCCCGAUAAGCGAUACUGGGAAGCUGGUGGUAACUGCAAUAUGGCCAUAGCAGCUGCAAGAAUGGGACUUUGUUGUGCCACAAUUGGUCAUGUCGGCAAUGAAAUUUAUGGAAAGUUCCUCCUAGAUGUGCUUCGUGAUGAGGGAAUUCGUAUGGUUGGCAUGAGUGAAGAUCGUAAUAUCAUUGACAGUUCUAAUGCCUUGUAUGAGACACUUUUAUGCUGGGUUCUUGUGGACCCUAUGCAAAGGCAUGGCUUUUGUAGUCGAGCUGAUUUUAGUGAGGAACCUGCAUUUAGCUGGAUGAACAAAUUAUCAGGAGAAGUAAAAAUGGCUAUUAAACAGUCAAAGGUUCUGUUCUGCAAUGGUUAUGGCUUUGAUGAACUAUGUCCUAGUUUGAUAGUCUCAGCUCUAGAUUAUGCUGUCGAAGUUGGGACAUCUAUUUUCUUUGAUCCGGGACCACGGGGAAAGUCUCUUUCUACUGGAACACCCCAAGAACAAGAAGCACUCCAGCAUUUAUUGAAGAUGAGUGAUGUCCUUCUUCUCACUUCUGAUGAGGCCGAGUCAUUGACUGGCAUAGGAGAUCCUUUAUUAGCAGGGCAGGAAUUGCUUAAGAAUGGCGUGCGUACAAAAUGGGUGAUUAUUAAAAUGGGUUCCAGGGGUUCAAUUCUAGUCAGCAUGUCAAGUAUAUCUUGUGCCCCCGCAUUCAAGGUGAAUGUAAUUGACACGGUUGGGUGUGGAGAUAGUUUUGUAGCUGCCAUUGCAUUUGGUUUCAUACAUAAUAUGCAACUGGUAAAUACGUUAGCAAUUGCUAAUGCAGUGGGUGCUGCAACUGCUAUGGGCUGUGGCGCCGGUCGUAAUGUAGCAACAUUGAAAAAGGUAAUCGAACUUAUGAGGGAAUCAAAUAUCAACGAGGAUGAUGAAUUUUGGAAUGAUUUAUUUGUAAAGAAUUUGGGCGCUAGGGAAAUUACUUUCCUUUCUAACAAAGUCAUAAAUGGAAGCAACAAUAAAUUGAAUCGUGUUGCCUUACAAAAGGUGGUUUCUGAACUACUGCCUAAGCUUCAGCCCGGUCUUUUGGAGGGAAAAGUUGUUUCUUAAUAGAAAUUAGGUCUUAGCAAUGAAUUUGAUUUGGAUAAAUUAAUCCAUUUCUCUCGGUUUUGUGCCUGAUUAAAGUAGCAGAUUCAGUUUAAGGCCUGGAUUAAGGCAAUUAAUACAUGUUAUCAUCUUUAGUGGGUAAAGGCUGAGAUACUUGCCCGGAGAGGGGUUUGACCCUGUGACUGAAUAGCAAGCUCCUUUUAUUCUAUUCCCAUUUCCCUCCCACUCUCUUGCUCAGCAUGUUCAAGUGCUGGUUCAGGAUCAACUGUUUGGUAUUAUACCCUUAAUUGAUUGUUUCUUCAUUUGUUUUUUGGGAGCAGGGGUUUGCUGGCAAACUUUCUACAUCUCUAUACCCAUGUAUAAAUGUUCUAUUUUUUGCACAAUUGCAAAAUUAUACCGCUACUAUAAUUUGUUCUGAUUUUAUUUUUUUGUUCGCAAGAUUUGUGAAGGUAGGAUAUUUAUUAUAUAA
Molecule: messenger RNA, 2133 nt
Organism: Jatropha curcas
Lineage: Eukaryota; Viridiplantae; Streptophyta; Magnoliopsida; Malpighiales; Euphorbiaceae
Product: pfkB-like carbohydrate kinase family protein
Source: RefSeq, a predicted model, not a curated record